Molecule: messenger RNA, 2018 nt
Organism: Vigna umbellata (rice bean)
Lineage: Eukaryota; Viridiplantae; Streptophyta; Magnoliopsida; Fabales; Fabaceae
Biological process (GO): transmembrane transport
Molecular function (GO): transmembrane transporter activity
Source: RefSeq, a predicted model, not a curated record
CUCUCUUACCCUUUUUCUCUAUCUUCUUCUCACACUCACUCUCUCGCACUCCACUAGCCUACAAUUUCGACACAACACACCGCACCCAUCAAAGUAUAUAACAACAACAUAUACUUGUGUUGGAAUCCGACAUUCUUGAGUACAAACUAAAGUUCAAGUCUUGGGUUUGUGUUUUCCAUUUUCUUGGAAAGAGGUUUUGCGAUGGAGGGUUUAGCAGGUUUGAGCCAUCUUUUUGUGACCAUAUUUCUAACUGGGUUUGGUGGUAUCAUAGCUAUGCCUUCAAUAACAGACGUUACCAUGGCUGCACUUUGCCCUGGUCAAGAUCAGUGCUCCCUUGCCAUUUACCUCUCUGGUAUCCAACAAGCUAUGGCUGGAGUGGGGUCAGUGGUGAUGACACCACUCAUAGGAAACUUGUCCGACAGAUAUGGCAGGAAAACCUUGAUCACUCUUCCUCUCACUCUAUCAGUCAUUCCUCAUGUGAUAUUGGCAUAUAGCAGGGAGACCAAAUUCUUCUAUGCGUACUAUGUUGUGAAAACUCUUGCUUCCAUGGCAGGCGAAGGGUCCUUCCACUGCCUGGCUUUUGCAUAUGUGGCAGACAUGGUUCCAGAUGGGAAACGAACAUCCGCAUUUGGGAUACUUGCUGGUGUUGGAUCAGCAUCAUUCGUUGGUGGAACGCUAGCAGCUCGUUUCCUAUCCACUGCCUUGACAUUUCAGGUUGCUGCUGUCUUGUCAAUGAUUGCAUUGGUGUACAUGAGAAUUUUCCUUAAGGAUAGUGUACCUGGUGGUGGUGUGAGCCAGCCAUUGUUGAAAGAGGUGGAGGAGACAUGUGCUGAGGAUGAUUCAUCACGAAAAAGGGCAACAGGAGCAUUUAAGAAACUGCCCUCUCUGGGGGAUUUGAUUUGCUUGCUCAAGUGUAGUCCCACGUUCUCGCAAGCGGCAGUUGUUUCGUUCUUCAAUAGUCUUGUGGACGGUGGCUUGAUGGCUGUGUUGCUGUAUUAUUUAAAGGCACGCUUUCAAUUCAACAAGAACCAGUUUGCAGAUUUGUUGAUGAUUACUGGGGUUGGAGCUACUCUUGCACAACUAUUUCUCAUGCCCAUUUUAGUGCCUGUUAUAGGAGAGGAGAAACUACUCUCCACAGGGCUCUUGAUUGGCUGCAUAAAUGUCCUUGUCUACAGCAUAGCAUGGUCAGCAUGGGUUCCUUAUGCUCUAGCAGGUUGCUCUAUAUUCUCAGUUUUUGUGCGGCCAAGUUUAUGCAGCAUUGCAUCGAAGCAAGUUGGACCUACAGAACAGGGAAUGGUUCAAGGAUGUCUUUCAGGAAUUAGUUCCUCCGCCAACAUCAUUGCUCCGUUAGUUUUCAGUCCACUGACAGCCUUAUUCCUGUCAGAAAAUGCUCCGUUUUAUUAUCCUGGCUUCAGUAUAAUGUGCCUUGGGCUAGCGAUGAUGAUAGCAUUUUUUCAGAGUCUAAUGAUCCGAGCUGCUCCUCCUAUUGCGGUUGGAAAAAUUAGCAAUAGCCGCUGCACGGAUACUUUGGUCUGAGAUGAAGACUACUAGCUCUCGAUCGGGCAAUAAACAUUACACCUUACUGCUUCAUUUUGUCUCUGGAAAAUUCUUGUUCAUAGCUCAUCAGACGAUAAAUUAGAAAGAUGGCAGAAGGAAUCGCACUAUAAGUGUAGAUUAUAGGGUCUCCACGUAUGCUUGUGCACUUGGAGAUAAAAAACAGUAGAUAGCAAAAUACAAAAAAUAAAAAUAAAAGAAAAUUAAUCCGGUGAACCAAUAGCAGAACCACGUUUCUUUGGAAUUAUUAAGAGGAAAUGUGGCAUAUGUUUAUGAACCGUAGGGUCUCAUUAGUUACUGCUAAGUCAUUUUAUCUUUGCAAUGUUGACCAUUGUAUGCAAACAUCCUUAAGCCUUAGCACUACAUUUCUAGCUAGUAUAUAUUUUUUUCCAAAGUUUCCACUUCGUAGUCAUCAGCAGGAACUUAGUAACUUUUAUAUUAUGAAUGAACAUUUCAAUUUGAGC